Vanessa atalanta (red admiral) is the source of this 6297-nucleotide messenger RNA. RefSeq lists its product as uncharacterized. Lineage: Eukaryota; Metazoa; Arthropoda; Insecta; Lepidoptera; Nymphalidae. The coding region runs from base 214 to 2637 and encodes 807 amino acids. The record is from RefSeq and is a predicted model, not a curated record. The transcript is spliced from 10 exons.
GUCAUCAUUAAAUCGCUAAAUUUGUAAAAAUGUUAGCUGAAACCUGUCGAAAAUGAUGGAUUCGCGUUCGCGGAGUAAUAGAACUACAGAUUAGAUAGCUUACAACAAAAUGGUUUAUUAGUUUAAUUGUGUAAAUAUUCUAAAAGAGGUAAAGAGUGAUUUCAGUGUGCAAAAGUCAUAAGACUUGUGUCAUCUGUCUGCUCUUCCUUCAAGAUGGCUCCUCCACCGGAGUAUGAUAAGGAACCAAAAGCCCCGGAUAAAAGUGUCACAACUGUUUCCAAUGACGAUUCCAAAAUACUGUACAAUAUCAUUAAGGAUCAGUCAAUUAACUCUGAUCAUAAAAUCACGACUGCGGGUGCCAACUCUGAAGGGGAGAACAAACACGUGGAGACUCUCGACGACGGACAACUACGCGCGCUGCUUGAUGAAGCUAUUACAUACAAGUGUCCCAAAGACCGCGAAGGGAAGAGCAGUCUGUUCAAGGAACUGCUCGAGGAGGUGGAACAAGACGAGCAAGCGUGUGAGGCUGCGGCGAGGGGGCUGGGAGCGGGACGCGGCGGGCGGCGCGGGCGAGGCCAUCGUGAACAUCACUCCAGCUUACAGGACCUAGUGGCGGCGAUGGCGGGAGAGGCGGCGCCGCGACGCGGUCGUGCGCACGCGCACGCGCACGCACACACCGCGCCGCCCGCCGCCAGCGUGUCCGCGCGCGCGCUGCACGGCGGCAGUCUGCCCUCCGGCGUCGACACCUCUUUCCUGCUGAGCGAGGACGCGGGCGGCAUCGGCUGCGGACCCACCCGCGGCGGGUACCUCGCCACGGUGCGCUGCGUCAACCCGCCGCCGCUGGCGGAGCGCCGCGUGUCGGCCGGCGACGCCAACCCACCCGAGCAGGCGCUGGUCUCGCAGGCGCAGGACGAUACUGCCAGGAGGAGUAAGCCGUCGUUCCCGAUGACGUACACGGCGCGCGCGACGCUCGAGAUCGGCAGCGGCAGCGUGUGCUCGGGCCGCGCGGUCACCACCACCACCGCCUCCAACCAGGUCGAUUCUGCGAUACCGUUCAGCUGCAUCACAACACCAGAGGUCGUGGCGAGCUGUAACACGACGUCUUCUACGUCUCAGCCGACGACCGCUAUCGAUCCUAAGCCACGCAGCGUUAUAUCGAGCAGCUUCAACGGGCUGCCGUUGUCGCGGCCCGGUUACGGCUCGACCACGGACGACUAUAAGGUGCCUAUACUCACUGUGCACUACCGUUUACAGAAAUCUCUUGAUGAAAACGGCAAUGCGGUACAAGGGUUCAGUUCACCUCUCUCAGGCUCUAGUCAACUAAAGAAACCGAGGAGGAAAAAGUCGUCGAAGAACGAGACGGUGAUCAAAUCCCACCAGAUAGACGGCUACCAGGGCAACAAGGAUCUCAACGAAGUGCUCCGCUUCAUCGAGUCGAACGCGGAAGGCGCGCGCGGGCCCAAGCUCGGCCGUGUCAAGCACAAGGACGACUCCGACGACAAGGGGGGCAAGAAGCGCUCCACCGAACGCCGCAAGGACAAGGAGAGCAAGAUGAAGAGAGCUACCUCCAUGGAAGAGCUAUCGCGCACUAAACUCGAGGACCUCACUGAUAAGCCCGCUUUGCGCACAGCCAAGCCUCGCGGCUCCGUCGCGCCCGCCAAGCCCGAGCGGCGCUCCUGGGGAGACGAUGCGCGCGCAUUGCUCUACCGCGCGCCGACCUCCACGGACCCCGAUCCCCCGGCCCUCGAACUCACAGAGUUCCAAACUGUCACCAAGAAGCGCAAGACUCGGCGUCGCGCCGACGACGGCGAGCGCGAGACCGACGUCGCGCCGCGACGCACUCGCUUGCCCUCCGCAGAAUCCCGCGCGCGCCCCUCGGCCCCGGCCUCCGCCGCGCCCUCCGACCGAAGCAACGACUCCAACGACGACAUGGACUCCGUACACUCGCUGCCCGCCCUCGCCCCCGUCGCGCCGGCGCCUCCCCCGCCGCCGCCGCAUGCAUCCUACGCGGACAUCGCGCGCACCCGACAUAACAUACCGGACCUCAUCGAGUCCUGCAACUUCUACGCGGAAGGUGAGGCGGAACCGCGGUCGGACGGGGGCAGCGUGCCGACCGGAGGUGCGGCGACGCCGGGGGGGGUGCAGGCGGGCGAGGCGGAGCAGUACCCGGCGCUGGCGGCGCGGCGCGCACGCGAGAAGCCGCCGCUCCCGGUCGUGCGAGCGCCGCGCAAGGAGCGGCCGGAAACGCUGACGGCGGCCGAGCCCCCGGCGCCGGCUCCGGACGUGGUGGCGGACCGGCGGCCGCCCGUCAUCCUGCUCGACUCGGCGGCGCGGCCCGGCGACAUGGACGGCGUGACGUUCGGGUUCGACAUCAACGAGCAGCUGCUGGGCGGCUCGGCGCGGCGCGGCGCGCGCGUGGACCUGCUGCGCGACGCGCCGGAGCACGCGCGCGCGGGCGCGGCGCCGGCGCUGCUGGCCGUGCCCGUGCCCGUGCGCGCGUGCGCGGCGCUGCGCUACGUGCCGCCCGACUUGCCGCUCGACGCUGCACAUUUGCUGCAGAUCGUCGAUUACGUAGGCGCCGCGUGGGAGGACGUGGUGCGUUGCGGAGGAGGCAAGGUGCGCUACUUUAGCGAGUAGUGCUGACAUGUUGCGUGAAACGUGAAACUUUCGUAAAAUAUACUGACGAUACUGAUGUUACGUGUUAAAGUGAGAGUUUAUUUUAAAUAUGAAGUUCGCCGUGUAAAAGAACGGUUUUCAUGCUAGUGAGUGAGGACCUGCGCGUGUGUACGGUUAAUGUUAUGCCGCUUACUGUUUCCUCUGAUGGAAGUAUCUGCAGCCGUAGGCCUCGCGAUCGUGUAAAGUGUUUAGUGCAUUCCGAGUCAUUCGGACACUUGUUGCAGAUGGUGAAUGUAAAGUGAAAUAUUACAAACAUCCCGCGGGCGCGACCGCAGUGUGACCACGUAUGCCACAGCUUUCGCUCUGGCUGAUGUCUAUUCCAUAUGUCACUAUUUUGAUUCGAUCGAUGUAAUGUGACAUUCAAGUUAUAACCAAAAUUAAUUUCGUUUACGCUUUGUACAUAAGAAAGCCUAGAGCAUUUAAUAUUUGUAAUAAAACUUUCAUCCCUAUUAAAAGAAAUUUUAUAUUACAAUCUCAGUUAUAUUAUCGUCCUAAAUGUUAUAAUCUUCUCACGUGAUCUGGUAUCUGAGAGUUUAAUCCAAAUGCGCAGGUGCUAACAAAUUGUACCAUUAAACUAAAAUAUAUAUUUAUGUAUUUGAAUUUUUGAGUAUGUCUAAAGAGGAUAUGCGAGAUUUCUCAGUACCAGACAUGUCGAUUGGAGAAUUUGGUUUGUACUGAAUGUAAAAAGCACAUUUUGUUUCUGUUAAUGUUUUAUUGUGCUUGAAUUUUGUUAUGUAAUCACGAUUAUAAAUCCUCUCUAACUACUUACUUUUAAUUUGUUAUGUAUUUUUAAGUUUUACUAUUUUACUCUGUAAAUAAAAUAAACUAGGAAGUUGUAACUGGCCAUGAGUGAAAAAGGGGUCUUAAUAUUUCUAUUCGUUGAGUCAACUAACCUUGUCUUUUAUAAAAGAAAAAAAAAAAUUUUUCGUAUAUUUUCAUAAUUUACUAAUGAUUACAAGCUACUGGCAAGCACUGGAUUAUUAAUUUAUCGCUUAGGUAACUGAGCUUACCUUAUGGUUUGAAACGUAAUAUUACCGUCAAUUACAGAAAUGAAUUAAAAAACAUUAUUUGAUGUAAUAAUUGAAAAGUAUGGAAUACUAGUACUGAUAAAAAUCCACUGGAAUUGACUGAUUUACUGUCUAGGCUAAAUGCUAUUAGCCUCUGAAUGUAUAUAUUAUAAGCAAAAAUCGCUUAUAGUUUGUUUACAAAAUAAAACGACGAAGCGUCAAAGUAAUGCAAAUAAUGUCCACCUGUUUCAAAAAUCUCUAUCUCGUCUUCCAAAAAUGUCUCGACUUUUUUUAAUGAUAUAUAAACCCUCAAAAGUUGUAAAUGUAUCAGUAUUGUAUUUUUAUGAUUGUAACCAAACCCAGAACAAUUAAAUAUAGAUUUUAUCAUUAUAAAAAUGUGAUACUAUAUUUUAUUUGGCUGAAGUGCUCUGAGUUCUCAAAACGUUAUACUUGUUAUAAUGAUAAUAUAUGUGAUGUUCUCACUGAUUAUAAACAAAUGUAUUAAAAAUUGCGGCAUAUGUUAUGAAUUCUCAUAACUUUUCUUGGGGCUCAAAUUUCUUUGUUUAAAAACUGUACUAUUUCCUUGGAGACAUACUUUGCGUCAAACUUUAUGUAUUGCUAUACAAUGAUUCAUAUAUUUCUUAAUUCUUGUAUAAAGCUACUCAUAAAACUGACUGAAUUUAUAAGACCCAAAGCUAGUCCACAUAAAUGAAAAAUUAAAAAAAAUAACAUAUUUUUGUGAGCCUAGUUAAUAGUUAUUUACUAUUCAUUCAUGUAAGUAGGUGUAUGAUUAGUGGAUAAAAAUUUAUGUUAUUAUCUGUCCUAAUAUAAAUUAUGAAUAUAAUGAAUACCAAUAACCUAUUUUAUUAUUGCACUUGUUGUGUGUGAUACGCAUAGGUAACUGUAAAUCCUGCUGAUUAUAAUUAUUUCAAUAGGUCACUAUGUAUGUACACGCGGUCCUGGUAUUGCAUUUCUUUUUUCGUUACUGUAAGUUUAAAAAAAAUGUAACACUGAAUUAUUUAUUUUGUUAUAUGUAUGUACUAGCAAAAAAUAUUUUUAAAAGCUUUUGUUAUAAUUUCUUUUUGUUUGUUUUUGAGUGAAUCUUCUCCUAAUAUCAUUAAAAAUUGUUGACCAAUAUGUAAGCGUAUUAAUGACGUGAGACGUCUACCAGGAAUGUGUGGUUGUACGCAAUUGUGCCUGUUCCCACACAGUGCACAAAUAUACAAAAAGAUCCUACAAAUAUUAUUUUUUUUCGAUUUCAUUACAAAUAUCGCACACUGUACAAUCAAUGUCACAUAGACUAAAUUUAUUAAGACAGUGUAGAAAAUAUUAAAAAAUCCAAAAAUAAUACUAAAUUGUAAGUAGUAAGUAUACUGUGGUGUGUUUACUUUUCUCAUUAAAUAAUUAUAAAAGAACAUUAUCGAAGUGUAUGUAUUGUAAAAAUGCUCAUAUCAAAAAUAUAGAAAUAUUAUUUAUUGUUUCUUUUCAUUGUAAAAUAUGUAAAUAGUUGUGCAAAAAUAUUGUAUUAAUCGAAAAAAUAUUCAGUUGUCAUUAUUAGUGCAUUUGGAGGGUUAAAGGAUUCACAAAAUUAGAUAUUCAAUUGAACCGGUGACCGCUUAACGUAUCGUUACAUCGCUGGUAUUUUGAUAAUUUUACGAUGAGCUGGUAUAAUUAGCGAAAUAAAAAUAUGUAAACUGCAUCGGGUUUGAAAAAAACUACAAAAAAAUUACCAACUUUUUUUAAUUAUACUAGCUCAUACAACGCUGGAGGAUUUAUUUUUGUACUCCUUAGGUAUUUUGAAACUGCCCAUAUUUUAUAAAUAAGCAAAGAGUGCGCUUUGGUUUUUUCGACUUGCUUCAUUGGCUGUCUCUGAAAAUGUUGCAAUAUAACCUUAAUAAUAAAAGACUUGAAUAUUUUAUGCGACACGUCUGAGAGUCUAAAUAGUUUUACAUAAGAGAAUAAAAAUAUAGUAUGAAUGAGCUAAUUGUUCUUUUUAAGUUCAGUUCCUAAGAACUGGAGUGAUAAUUAAUGCUUAGAAAUUAUUGGCAAAGUGUAAAUGUAUAAAUAAAUUAUUGCGGAAACAUAAGUUUCUACAAUUGUCUCUUUGUCUGAUUAAAUAUCACAUUAAAUUUUUAAAUAUAGAGCUAUUUAUUUUAAGAUUAGAUAAAAAGUGUAGAGAAUAUAAAUGUAUAAUGGCUCUGGCUACAAUUUUAUUUUUUUGUUCAGAAAUCGAGACAAUUGUUCAUGUAUAUAUAUAAUAACCAUAUUAAAUAUAUAUUUAUCUGCUUUACAUCUAACUUUGCGAUUCUAAUUUUUUAUUCUGUUUCUGAACCGGAUGUUACUUUAUGUAUUAAUGUUUGGUUUGUGACUUUAAACCUGAUAUUUUUUUAUUAACUUUAAAAAAUAAAUUGCAACGAGAUGCUUUUGUUGUAUUGGUUUCUAUUAUUAAUAAUUAUUUUAUAGUAGUGUCGGCAGAUUAAAUAAGAAAAUAGCAUUUUCUUGUAUUAAAAUAAAUAGAACCAAAUAUAUCAAAGGAUAUUUAUUAUAAGCUUGUGAUUACUCAAUUAUUAUAUAAAUAUGUUUGUUUUUAGUUAAGGAAACAGAGUAAAAAUCU